AUGGAAUCAUCAUCAUCAACGUAUUGGACGCCGGAGCAAAACAAGCAGUUUGAGAAAGCGUUGGCGCAAUUCGACAAGGAGACGCCGGAGAGAUGGCAAAACGUAGCAAGGGCAGUUGGGAAAUCGGCAGAAGAAGUGAAGAAGCACUACGAAGUGCUCGUGGAGGAUCUCCGGCGGAUUGAAUCGGGUCGGGUUCCCAUUCCUAACUACACAACUACCGCAAACAAGUAUCAUCGCUACCGUAGUAGUGGCUAA
Oldenlandia corymbosa var. corymbosa is the source of this 255-nucleotide messenger RNA. The record is from the annotation of a GenBank genome assembly. Lineage: Eukaryota; Viridiplantae; Streptophyta; Magnoliopsida; Gentianales; Rubiaceae.